UUAUCUUCGUGAUGUUGAUUUGUUGAUUCUGAGGUUAUGAGUCAUCAGUGUUUUGCAUUUUCGUCGGGAAAAGUCUUCCUUAAUUUCCAUUUUAUUUAUGCAAUUUAAUUUUUUCAAUAGCUUGCACGAAGGUAGAGUAGUAGAGGUGCGUGUUAAGAUAGUGAUCGCAACUAUAAUUUGACUUGUCGAGAUUGAUUCGUUGGCGUUCUGCAAGCCGAAGAUAAAUAUAGAUUUUCUCCUCAAAUAUCGCGAAUAAUCCAGAAUUUUCUAUUCUCCGCCUCUGGUGUAGUAUUUAGGGAGACGGUGUACUAAAAUUACUACAGUCGUAACAAUUUCCUCAAGAUCUAGAAACGUGUCUCAGAGAUCGAGUAAAUAUGGAAGUUAUCGACGAGGCUCUUCAGCACAAAGAGAAGGGCAAUGAGUCCUUUAAGCUGGGUGAUUGGGAGAAAGCAAUUUCGCAAUAUUCCCAGGCAAUCAAGAUUGGGGGGGAAAAUCAUAAGGAUCUGAGUGUUUUCUACAAGAAUCGGGCUGCCUGUUUCUUGAAGACGUCCGAGUUUGCCAGGGCAGAGAGAGAUUGUCUCACGGCAUUGAAGCUUACGCCCAACGAUCCUAAGGCGCUGUUCCGGAAAGCUCAAGCACUUGAAGGAUUGGAGAAGUUCGAGGAGGCCUACAAAAGUGCUCGAGAUGCGUGGAAUACUGAUCCAAAUAACAAGGCUUUGCAGCAAAUGCUGGAACGUCUCCAUGGGAUUGUCCAGGAGAGAGUGACCCAACAUAAUCUUACGUCCAACAAAGUCAGUCAGAUGGUUCAACUUGCUUUCGACUUUGCUCAGCCCUCGGAUAAACGUGUGACCGCAAUGAACAAUAUUCACGUCCUGGCCAGAGAAUCCGUAGCGGCGGAUAUCCUCUUCAAGGAUGGCAUUUUCAACCGCAUCCAGCGACUGUUGAAAGUGGAGAAGAACAACGAGAUUUACUUGAGUGCCAUCCGAACUGUUGGGGAGAUUUGCAACAAAUCCGUGGAGAGGACACAGGGUGUUCUCAAGGAUGUGGGCAUCCCGUGGUUUUUGGAGAUUAUAGACAGUUCUUUGGAAGAUCGUGUGAACGCUGCUCAGCACUGCAUGCAAACUAUUUUGAAUACAUUCUCAGGAAUGGAGAACAAAGUAGACAGCAAACCAGUGAAAGCUCUCUGUGAUGAGCAUCAGAAGGAGAUUGACACUCUUCUGUCUUGUCUUCUCUACUCGGUGACAAAUCCUACAAUAUCUGGUUUGGCAAGGGAUGCAAUCAUUCAGUUGAUUACAAGGAAUAUUCACCAUACGGCUCUAUCCUGGGCAGAAAGACUGGUGGAACUGAAUGGUCUAUGGCGACUUAUGGAGAUCUGCAGUGAAUUGGAGGAGUACAAGUAUGAGAGCGCCAUGAACAUCACAUCCUCUUCGAGGACCAUAGCUUCCGUAUGUCUGGCCAGGGUGUACGAGAAUAUGUAUUACGAUGCUGCCAGGGAGCGAUUCCAUGCGCAGAUUGAUGAGUAUGUGAAGGAUAAGCUGCUUUCGCCUGAUCUGGAGUCAAAAGUGCGUGUUACUGUGGCGAUUACAUCUCUCUUGCUGGGUCCCCUUGAUGUGGGUAACACUGUUGUCUCCCGCGAGGGCAUUUUGCAGAUGAUUCUAGCAAUGGCGUCCAUGGAAGAGGAUCCACUGCAGCAGAAAGUGGCCUGUGAGUGCCUUAUUGCAGCAGCAUCGAAGAAGGAUAAGGCAAAGGCCAUCAUAAGUCAAGGCAUCGACAUACUCAAGAAACUCUAUACGUCGAAAAAUGAGGGAAUCAGAGUGAGAGCUCUCGUAGGACUUUGCAAAUUGGGCAGUUCUGGUGGUCUGGAUGCAUCGAUCAGACCAUUUGCCGAUGGAUCAACGAGUAAACUCGCUGAAGCUUGUCGGAGAUUCCUCGUGAAGCCAGGAAAGGACAGGGAUAUUAGAAAGUGGGCAGCCGAAGGACUCUCAUACUUGACUCUGGACGCAGAGGUGAAGGAGAAACUGAUUGAGGAUCGUCCAGCUAUUCAGGCACUGAUUGAACUCACAAAAGAAGGGGAUCAAAGUGUCCUGUAUGGCGUGGUCACCACAUUUGUGAAUCUCUGCAAUGCCUACGAAACCCAGGAGAUUGUGCCUGAAAUGCUGGAAUUGGCAAAGUUUGCCAAGCAUCACAUCCCUGAAGAACAUGAACUCGAUGAUCCGGAUUUCAUUAGUAAACGGGUAGUUAUCCUCGGAAAUGAGGGUAUUACAACAGCUCUGGUGGCCUUGGCGAAGACAGAUAGUGACAAUUCUAAAGAAUUGAUCGCGAGGGUUUUCAAUGCGCUCUGUGGACAGCAGGAGAUCCGUGGAAAGGUGGUGCAACAUGGUGGAGCGAAGGCACUUCUCCCGAUGGCACUCCAAGGUACCGACAAAGGGAAACGCCAAGCCGCCCAGGCGCUUUCUCGUAUUGGCAUCUCGAUAAAUCCUGAAGUGGCUUUUCCUGGACAGAGAUCAUUGGAAAUUGUGCGACCUCUGCUUAAUCAACUCCAUCAAGACUUCACGGCGCUGGAGAACUUCGAGGCGAUGCUGGCGCUUUGUAAUCUCGCCUCUCAAAGUGAAUCUGUGCGACAGCGCAUACUCAACGAGCAGGGCCUCUCCCGAAUCGAGAUGUAUCUGAUGGAGGACCACUUGAUGCUGCGCCGAGCGGCGGCACAGUGUAUCUGCAAUCUCACCAUGUCAUCUGAUGUGGUGAAGGCUCACGAAGGAAGCAACGACAAAAUCAAGUUUCUCGCAUUGCUCAGCGAGGAUGAGGAUGAGGAGACUGCUGUGGCAGCUUCAGGCGCUCUUGCCAUCCUCACGUCCACCAGCGAUAUGUGCUGCAAGAAGAUCUUCGAUGUGCAAGCGUGGCUGGAGGUUGUGCACACGUGGAUCGCCAAUCCAAGUCCGCAAGUGCAACAUCGCGGUGUUGUGACGAUUCUCAACAUGAUCAACAGUGGCAAAGAGACCGCCCAGAAGCUCUUCGACACGGACGUGAUGGAGCUCCUGAUGGGCUUGUCACAGUUGCCAGACGACAGUCGUGCCAAGGCAAGAGAGACAGCCAUGCAGUGCCUCAAAGCAGCUGAAAAGUACCAGCUGAUCGAGAAGUCGGACGAGCCCGCUCCAAUUCCGGACGUUUUCAAAGAGGAGGAAGAACGGCUGCGACAGGAGCAACUCGAGGAGCAAUACACAUAGGUAAAAAUGCAU
This is a messenger RNA of Phlebotomus argentipes, 3236 nucleotides long. RefSeq names its product protein unc-45 homolog B (gene unc-45). Bases 375 to 3224 code for a protein of 949 amino acids. The transcript is spliced from 2 exons. The record is from RefSeq and is a predicted model, not a curated record. Gene Ontology annotation, molecular function: Hsp90 protein binding. NCBI's taxonomy places the organism in Eukaryota, Metazoa, Arthropoda, Insecta, Diptera, Psychodidae.